This is a messenger RNA of Pungitius pungitius (ninespine stickleback), 6248 nucleotides long. It is a transcript of the gene mia3, whose product is annotated as MIA SH3 domain ER export factor 3. The record is from RefSeq and is a predicted model, not a curated record. Gene Ontology annotation, molecular function: protein binding. NCBI's taxonomy places the organism in Eukaryota, Metazoa, Chordata, Actinopteri, Perciformes, Gasterosteidae. Gene Ontology annotation, cellular component: endoplasmic reticulum membrane; endoplasmic reticulum exit site. Gene Ontology annotation, biological process: vesicle cargo loading; protein secretion; endoplasmic reticulum to Golgi vesicle-mediated transport. The coding region runs from base 221 to 5785 and encodes 1854 amino acids. The transcript is spliced from 28 exons.
CGACUCCUGGCGUGGUUAAUUUUAUUUUUUGCCACUGGAUCGUCGUGGCAUCGUUUCCCAACCAAUCUCACGAAGUAGCCACCUCCAACCCGCACAUCCUGCGUAAACCCCUCGGUGCCUACACCCAGCAGGAUCUGAUCUGCUGACGUGUCGGCUCCUGCAGCUUCCCAGUGCUCAUGCUCCAGCAGCAAAGUCGAGCCAGUCAAACAAAACUGCCAGCAUGGCAGCAAAACACUUUUACCGACAGGGCCUUUUGUUACUUUUGUUUAAUUUUAUUUCAACCGCAGCCUUGGAAAAAAGGUUCUCCGACUUUAAAAGAUGCGCCGACCAGGAAUGCAGCAUGCUCCUCUGUCGGGGAAAAGCUAUCAGAGAUUUCUCUGGGCCAGACUGUCGGUUCCUGAAGGUCAAAAAGUCAGAAACUAUCUAUGUAUACUACAAACUGUCAGGCAGAAGGGCCGACAUAUGGGCCGGAAGUGUUGGAAGUAGCUUUGGCUAUUUCCCAAACAACCUUCUUGCAGUUAACCACCUUUAUACUGACAAAGAAAUUGAAGUUCCAUCAGAGGAAACAGAUUUUGUUUGUUUCGACACUGGAUUUGAUAAGUUUGACAAUUACGACAUAGAUCUCCUGUUAGGCUCGACCGUUGAGGAGAACGAUGGAGAAAAUAACUCAACAUCUGAGCAAAGUCAAUCGGCUGAAGGUGAGCCGGAAGAAACGGAGCAGGAAGAAACGGAGCAGGAAGUAACGGAGCAGGAAGAAACGGAGCAGGAAGAAACGGAGCCAUCAGCGGACGAGGCGACUGACAGCGAAAAACAAACUGAGCAUCAUGAUCACUCUGAGUACCUUGAUAAAGUCUCAGAGGAUCACAGUGCCUCUUUCCGUGAACUUGAAGUGGCAACUGAAUCUCCAUCCACGGAAGAAGUGCAGCCCGAAGCAGCAGCUGCACCUGGUGCUACUGAAAGAGCUGAAGGAGAAAACGCAGGAGUUUUCAUUCCUGAAAAUGGGUCAGAAAGGAGUGAAACCAAAGAUGCAACCACAAACUCUCAGGUAGAAUCUGUGCCCGAAGGAGAUUUUCCUUUAGAAAAGGAACCAGUCACGGUUUCUGAAGGUGUGCAAAUCCCACAGUUAAAAACAACCCUGGGAACGACCUUUGAUGCCGUCAUCACCGAAGAAAAAAUCACAAAGAAUGUUACCCCGUACGAAGAGGAGGAGGAGGAAGAGGAGGGUGAAAAUGUGGAAAAAGAAGAGAUUGUUAUUGCAGAAACUCCAUUGUUGUCUUUUUCUGAAGAGACCAAAAACACUCCAGCACCUCCUCCCACAAACGCUCCAGCACCUCCUCCCACAAACGCUCCAGCACCUCCUCCCACAAACGCUCCAGCACCUCCUUCCACAAACGCUCCAGCACCUCCUCCCACAAACGCUCCAGCACCUCCUCCCACAAACGCUCCAGCACCUCCUUCCACAAACGCUCCAGCACCUCCUUCCACAAUUACUCCAGCACCUCCUCCCACAAACGCUCCAGCACUUCCUCCCACAAACGCUCCAGCACCUCCUUCCACAAACGCUCCAGCACCUCCUUCCACAAACGCUCCAGCACCUCCUCCCACAAACAAUCCAGAACUUCCUUCCACUACUCAGGAUGACAAACUGGAGGCUGCAGAGGAGAAGAACGUGUGGACUUCCAUUGGAGAUGCUGUUUUUUCAGUCGUCACCGGGGGAGAGAGGACAGAAAAAGAGUCAAGUUCAGAGGAGGAGGACGAGGAUGAGGUUGAAGAAGCUGCUUCAACAACCCCUCCGAGUUUUGAGGAAGAGAAUAAAGCCCUAGAAGAAGAGCAAGUACCAAUAGAAUCGUCAGAAAAGCCUGACAAGAUAGAGCCACUGUUGUUUGUUCACAACAAUGAGAGUGAUGUCGGAGUGAUCGGACAUGAAGACAACGGGGAGGAAACUCUGAAACCAACUGACGGGCCGAUAAGCCAUCACGUAGAAGCAACUGCAAUAUCAGUGGCUCCGGUAUCACAAGAGGCUCAAGACCCAGAUAUUAAAACAGAUGAAGAAAAAGAAGUGGAGGAGGAAAUGGAGGAGGUGUCCACAGAGUCGGCGGGUAAGGACGAUGAUGGCAGUAGCGUUGCGACGGAGCAAAGGAAGGAUUUGGACAACAAAUUUGGCGAAAUCCAAACGGAGACAAAUAUAGAAAUAGCUGUAACUGAAGCGGAGGAAGAGCGACUCACCGAGGACAGCAAGUCAGAGGAUUUAGUUGUGGAAGAUGAUGCAAAGACGCUAGAUGACCACCUACCGAAUCUUAUGCAUGACCACUUAGUGACCGAUUCAGAGAGUAAUAAUAACGGUCAACCAGAAUCAUCUGUAGAAGGACCGGAGAUUCUCAAGGAACAUAUUAUGGACGAAGGGAAAGGCGAAGAAGAAGAAGAGGAGCAGAUGGAGAUACAGAAAGAGGAGGAGAUGGAGAUCCAGAAAGAGGAGGAGAAAGAAGAUUUACUUGAAGAUGAAAAUGCACUUUCUCUCUCACAAUCUGACCAUAAAGACCCCGAAGCCUCACCUGAAACGGCUCCGCCCCCUGUGACCACCCCAGAGCCGGAGUACAGCGACAGCGUGAUGAGACUGACUCUGCUUCGAGACCACUUCACGGAGGAGAGCAUGGAGAAGCUCCAAAAUGUUCUGGGCCUCAGGAAUCUCUUCAAAGUGGAGGCCAUGUUCUCCGACCUGGACACGGAGUUUCAGGCCUCCCGUCGCUCACACACAGGCGACGUUGAAGGUGCGCUCCAGGCCAUCCUGGAGGCCUCGGAAACCCCCAUCAUGGACGAGAUCGAGAAGAUGCUGGACGGCCGGAGCUCGAUAAACAAUUUUGACCAGCGUGCAGAACGAAGCGGUCCGGACGUCGAGACGGAGCUAAUGGACGGCUUCCAGGAGUUUGCGUUCAGCCUCCGAGAGAAGUAUUCCACAGCCAGCGACAGCGUGCCUUUGGCAGAGAAACCCUCCGAGACAGACCACGACGAGCCCAAAUUGCAAGUAGAAGAAGAAGAAGUAGAAACGCCGCACACUGUUGAAGAAGACGUGCUCGACAGUGUCCCAGAGGCGAAGAGGGACGACAACGCCACAGUAGCCGAUCGUGGUGAAAUGCCGGCGGAGACGAAAGAAGACCAGGUGGUGUUGGACGAGGCGCACACCGGACCGGAUGUCAGCGCGGAGGAGGAUGGCGGCGAACACUUUAAUGAAAACAUAGACGACCAGCCGAGCUUUAGUGCUUCAGAUGAGCUGCCCGAAGUCCCUCAAGCAACCCCGGAUAAUCCCUCAGACGUGGGCCAUGGUGUCGAGGUUGAGCCCUCGCCCCCGGAUUCAUUGGACUCCAUGGGACCGGUGUCUGAAAUUGACGAGGACGAAAUUGGAUUAUUUUCAACUGCUAUGGUUUACAUGGGCUGCAUCAUUUCGACGAUCAAGAGUAAAAUGGCAGAGUGGACCAUUGAGGUGGUUUCAUUGCUGCCAGAAGAGUGGAAGCCAGGGGAGACCUUGUUCGGUUGUCCUUGGAAAGCUGUGCUCAUCACUGCUUUGAUUGGAGUAGUGACCUUCACCCUCUUCUUGUGGAGGACCGUGUUGGCGGUAAAAAAGAGAGAAUAUCUCGUGGAUGAAAAAAGGCUAGCAGAGCAAAUUGUGGUACUCAAAAAGGAGAAAAUCGACGCUCUCGCCAAAAUGUCUGAACUUCAAAAACAGACUGAACAAAUGAAAGAAAAUCAAAAACAGUCCAAGGAAACAGUUAGUUGUACGAAGAAAAGGAUGCAAGACCUAGAGAGUAAAGUUUUGGAGGCAAAAACCCUGAAUGAACACAUAGCUGAGGAAAAAAAUAAUUAUGCAAAACUCCUCAAAGACGAGAGAGCAAGGUCUCUGCACAAUGGCACCAGGAUUGAGAAAUUGGAGAAGUCAAACGAGAAGCUACAGCUCAGCAGGAAAAAGAUUCAGGAGGCUCUCGCAAAGACGACCGUUCUCCUGGACGAGGCCAAGAUUCGCGAAGAUGCCCGAAAAGUGCAGCACAAAUCUCUUGAGAAAGAUUAUUCAGCACUAAAAGAAGAAAAUAACACGCUUAAGGCUGCCACGAAGAGCUGGGAGGACAAACACAAGGAGCUGAGCGAGCAGAUUAAAGUCUUUCAAAAGUCGCAGAAAGAGCUGGAGGACUCUGUGGUGCUCAAAGAUCACAACGUGGAGGUGCUGUCUGAACUUCUGUCAGACCUGGACGCUUGUGAUCUGCAAAAAAGCGACGGCAAAGUUUUAGCCAAUGGCGAAGUAGCUCCUGACAAGCGAUCCGCCAUAAAGAACCGGAUCAAACAAAUGAUGGAUGUAUCUCGGGUCCAGACCACACUCACCGUGGUGGAGGAGGAGCGCGAUCGCUUCAUGACCAAACUGCUGACCGAAGAGAAGACCCGAAAGUCCCUGGAAGAGCAACACGAGGAGCUGGAGCACGCGAUCGCAGCGCUGAAGAGCGACAAGAGCCACGUGGAAAACCAGUUGAAGAUCCUGCAGCAGAAAAACGAGAUCAUGGUUGAAAUGUAUCAGCAGAAGGAAAACGCUUUGCAGCAGAGAUUAACGAAGGAAGAGCUGGAGCGACGCAGCAAGGAGAGUCAGCUGUCCGAGGUGGGAGGAAAAGCUGUGGAGGCCGAGGAGCAGGUCAAGGUCUUAAGGCAGCGCAUUAAUGAAAUGGAGGGGCAGAUGAAGAAGACUGAGGAAGUCUAUAAAGAGCAGAUAAAAGAACAGGAAAACAAAACUCACUCAAACUGGGUUAAUGCUCGUAAUGCAGAGCGAGCUCUGAACCAAGAGAAGCUCGAGGCGUCCAAGCUCCGUGAAAAACUGGCUGUACUCACCUCCCAGCUCAAUGAGCGCCGCGCUCCCCUCUUCAGACCCAACUCCGGACAGCCUGCCGGCCCCCGCCAAGGUGACUCGUACGGGCCCUCUCCUGUGAGUGGGGGCGCCCCAUCCCCUCCGAUAAUGAUAGAGGGUCCCAGGCGCCCCCCUUCUGCUCCGGUGGGGCGAAGAAUUGACCCGUACGGUCAGCGACCUCCAUCGGACCCACACGGCCGCUACCUUGAGAGCAAACACCUCUCUGGGAUGGACAUGAUGGGCCCCCGAAGCUCGUCCCCUGCCAACAUGGAUGCAUCGGCAGUAGAGCCACAGAUAAAAGCAGAGGCUCAGGCCAAGGCCCCCACAGGCAGUCCAGAGCCAGGACCUGGAUCCUUCCUAGCGUCUCCGAUCAGGGACUCGCCGGGCGCCAUGGGCCAAGGACCCCCCCUCGGCCCUGGACCCCAUGAGCCGUUCCUCCCUCCUGGGCCGCACAGCCGCCUGCCCCCUCCUGGGCCUUACAGACAUCCACGACCGGGCCUCUACCCCCUUCCACCAAACGUACCUCCUAAUGGACACCCAGGCAUGCCUGGACCAAUGGGAGGAGAGUUUGGACCUCGCCCCGCCAACGGACAUGCAUUCCACCCCCGGCCGGCGCCCACACAUGUGCUCGACCCUCGGGGUCCACCGCUGCCACACUUCCGUCCCCCGAUGCCUCACCACUUCGGGCCGAUGCCUCUGCAGCAUGGCGUCCGUGGACCUAUGGGAACUCGUCCACCCGUGCCCCAUGACAUGCGCUACCCAGGAACACGUGACCACAACAGCCCACCGAUGAACCUGCCUCCAGGCGUCGCUCCCCACGGUCACGGCCCACCGGACUCCCUCCACAACUCGCACAGCGGCCCCAGACAAGACCCCCCUCAGGACCCCCCAAUGGUCAAGCCUUAAAGAUGUCACCAGCUGUGGCAGAGGACUUGGAAUUUAUUCCCAAUCCAUCCCAUUGACCACCCAGAACCAGUCUAAACAAAGGUCAUGAUUAUUUUCAUAUUUCAGUAUAUAAAAAAAUCGCAAGGAUGUUUAUACAAAAAAGAAAAUCCAUUAAUUAAAGCAUCAAUAAUUGUGUCUGAAAUCAAUGUGUAAAGAGGGUUGCCACUUUUCUAAAUCGCUUAUUGUGCAAUAAUAAUUGAAUGAGUAUUUUCGUUUUUAUCUUAAGUUUAUAGCAAUUAUUUUCAAGGGACAAUUUUUUAAAUGUCAUUUCCUGUGGAAAUCAUUUUUAAAAAAGUGGGAGUUUAGCCUCAAGCAUUUCAGGAAUUUCAUAAUUUCCCAAAGCACAUGUGUAAUUUGAUGGCCAGAUGUAUAACUUAUUUUACUAUGUUGGUAGAACUUUUAAUAAUAAAGAAUGUAAAAGCUG